AUGAAUACCAAGAUUUCAGACCCCAGGAUCCCAGGAUCCCAGAAUCCCAGGAUCCCAGGAUCCCAGAAUCCCAGGAUCCCAGGAUCCCAGAAUCCCAGGAUCCCAGAAUCCCAGACCCCAGAAUCCCAGACCCCAGAAUCCCAGACCCCAGAAUCCCAGAAUCCCAGAAUCCCAGAAUCCCAGAAUCCCAGACCCCAGACUCCAAGCCCCAGACCCCAGGAUAUCAGAACCCCAUACAGUCUAGACCCCAGGCCUCAGACUCUGUGUAGCUCAGACCCCACGACCUUGAGACCCCAGACCCCCAAAGAACCUAGGACCCCAGAACUUCGCAGGUCGCGUUCGGGGCAACUCCGGCGAGACCACGACAAUAAGGGACGCAACCUUGACGAAUCCUACGAUUACUGGAUUCUUCAGAUCUGCUGCAAGAUAGGGCUUUCCCACAACCUCGCGAAGGACGGCGCUCCCGUUGUUCCCCAAUGGGACUCCGAGCUCUAG
Molecule: messenger RNA, 495 nt
Organism: Penaeus monodon (black tiger shrimp)
Lineage: Eukaryota; Metazoa; Arthropoda; Malacostraca; Decapoda; Penaeidae
Product: proteoglycan 4-like
Exons: 3
Coding region: 1-495 (164 amino acids)
Source: RefSeq, a predicted model, not a curated record